Chara braunii is the source of this 3975-nucleotide messenger RNA. The record is from the annotation of a GenBank genome assembly. Lineage: Eukaryota; Viridiplantae; Streptophyta; Charophyceae; Charales; Characeae.
AUGGGAGCGAACAGUCAAUCAGUGUUCAUAGGGACCACCUCAUCGGUGAUCCUAGAGAUAGGAAAAGUGAAAGUGGCUAACGUACAUCUAGAUGUUAGACUUCGAGUUUGAGCGAAUUCCGGGGAACAAGAACAGAGCGGACGGGUUGAGUCGAGUCGACUGGGACAAAAACAACCAAGGAGUAAUCGAGGAUGCUCCACCAGUUGACGGGUUCCUGGACAGUGAGGAGGAUGUGAGGCUUCACAUCAACUCCUGGUCAUUGGCCGUGGGUAACUAUGUUACUUCUGGGCGACCUGUGUGGCUUGCGCCGCCAGGACAUGUACGACGACCAGACCUAGUCCUCAAGCCCUAUAUUGAAGAAGACUCUUGGGGAAUGACAGGCGUGGAUUGGAUGAUGGAGUUGGCUUUAGCAGACAAAUACCAGCUACAUGAGGACUUGCUCACGAUUGAGGACGGGGCGCUGCAGGUGGGUAAGCACGAGAAAGUGAUAGGUGGGAUGUAUUUAUUGGCGAAUGUGCUGCUUCAGGAAGAGGCGGUCAGGAAUACGGUGCUAGAUCAGGAAGAGGUGGUAGACCAGGAAGAAGGUGACAAUGUGAUCCACGAGAGGGAAUAUAAUGACUUUGAAGAAGGAGAGAUUAAGGAAUCAUUUCGAGCAGAGGAAUAUGAAGGAGCAUACCUUGAACUCAGAAUGCUUCUGUCGUGUGAGAUGAGGGAAAAGGAAGCUUGCGCGAGAGUUCUGAAGAUGAGGCCAAGCUUUCUAGUAAGGGAUGACUAUAUAUUCAUGAGAAGCAAAGGGAAGACUCCCAGAAGAGUAGUCUGCGGCGUUGCUCGCCAGAUUGACGUUAUGGCGGCACUGCACGAUGGUACGGCGGGUGGCUACAGAAGUACAGAUACGACAUAUCUGAAGAUACACGAACUGUACUACUGGGAUGACAUGGGACAAAUGAUUGAUGAUUACUGUAAAUCUUGCGUACCAUGCCAGGAGCGAUCCUCUCUUAGACCUAGAGAGCCGCUGCACCCAAGAUACGUUCGUGAAGUUGGAGCAGUCGUGCACCUCGAUUUGUUGGCAAUGCCGCUGGGGAUAGGGAGUUACAACUUUAUCUUUGAUGCGCGGGACAACCUCUCUGGAUUUGUGGAUGGCCGGGGCAUUCGCACGAAGAUUGGGGAAACGCUGGCCCGAUGCAUCGAAGAAUAUUAUCUUCGCUACCCCUUUGUCUUUAGGUUCGUGAUGGAUAGAGGGUCUGAGUUCAUCUGUGCGGAAAUAAAGACUCUUUUGAAGAGGUAUGGGGUAAUCGUCGAAUAUACUACUGCGGCGCACCCUCAAGCUAAUGCACCGGUGGAAAAAGGGCAUAACACCAUCACGAAUAUUCUCGCCAAGUGGACUGAUGGCAGGCCCAAUCAGUGGCUGAGUUUUCUAAGGGUCGCUUUCCUCGUUGAUAAUAUCACUGUCAGGAGAAGCACCGGCUACGCACCGGCGACGUUAUGGUAUGGCAGGCAUGCAACGUUCCCUAUCGAAAGUUUCCUAAAGACCUGGAGGCGGCAGGACCUCGAGACUGAUCUGACGUUUGAAGAGCUGCUUGACUUAAGGGCACGUCAGAUUGGCGCUAUAGAGGACAAAAUUGAGGGAGCAGCGAGUAGGGUGGCGGCCAACCGUACCCAAGACAAGUACAGGUGGGAUAAGAUGGCGAGGGUAAGGAAAGAACCCCUCAAGGUGGGAGAUAUUGUGUUGUUAUAUGACUCAUCGCUGGAGAAGUUGUGGUCACGGAAGCUAGACAAGAGGUGGUUGGGAUCAUACAGGGUUACCAGAUGUGGUGAACAUGGUGCUUACCAGAUUGAGGAGUUGAAUGGGACGGCAUGGAAAAACUGGGUGUCAGGCUCGAGACUAAAGAAGUUUGUUGCUCGAGACGAGGACUUUGAGAGGAAGAUGGAGGGUUUGCACCCAUCACCAGUGGGGAGAGAUGGACAGCCCAUUCGAUUUGACUCCACUAACCUGGGGGAGUUCCUAUGGGCCUAUGACUGGUAUGCAAAGAAGCUGGAUAUCUCAGGAGAGCAGAGGAUGGGGAGCUUCCUCCUGUAUGUGAGACGCCACAUCAGACCCUUCGUCAGAUCUAUUGUGGCGCCGACUAUGAGCUGGGGACAGUGCAAGAAGUUGUUGUGGAACUACUAUACUCCAGCACGCCGGGCAAGUGGAAGAGGGAGUCUGGAAAAGAGAAGGAGGGAACCAGAGGCGGCUGAAAGAAGGACUUUUGAGCAGGGUAUGUCUUCAGGGACUCAACGGGAGGACAGGAGGAAGGAGCACAGAACCCAUAGGCACGAGAGAGCAGGAGGGUCAGGUGGUCCAAGGGUGCCUCCACAACCUGCUCAGAUGGAAAUGGAUUGUCCAAUGCUAGACAUAGAGCCAGACAGGUCUCAUGAGCCACAUGUGCAGGAGCACAAGGAGGAACAGUCUGCCCAGGAGAAGGAACUGGACAGGAAAGAGAGAGUGGCAAGGGAUCAGGAGAUCAAGGUUCAACUCAGGAUGAAGAACCUUGUUGAGCUGCAUGAGAGGAUGCAGCAGGGAAAAAAGUUUGAGGAAGUGGAGGACAAGAGUGGAAAGGGCACUUGCACUCAGGAAGAGGACCUUCCCCUAUUCUCAGAGGUAUGGGUCAACUUUGACAAGUUGAUGGACGCUCCAGGGAGAUCUGGAGGGCAUCAUCAGGAGAUGGGGGUCAAGCUGGUCUCUACAGACCUACUCAACCUGAGGGGCGUGAUGAAGGAAGGCUUUGCAACAGCCAGAGCUUCAGAUCAAAAAGUUGGAGAGAGGUUGACAAAGGUGGCACAUAAAGUAUAUAGCCAAAGAGUGGAAUGGGAAAGAGAGAUUGAAGAGUUGAAGAAGGAAUUGGGAAGACAGAGCAAAGAGGUGGAGGCAGUGAAAGCAGAUAUGGAGAAGGUUUGGGCAGAGAACGAGGCCGUCAGGCAAGUCAACCAGACCCUUAACAAGGUCAAUGACGUCCUGAGGGCCUACUUACAGGCUCAACAGGUCUCCUUCCAAGCAAAGGAGGCUGAGUGGGAGAAGAGGAUACAAGGCCUUGAGGUCAAGUGUACAAGACAGGCCCCUACUGCAGUGGUGGAUUGGACAGAGGUCCAAGGGUUUGAGAUCAGGGAACAACCUGCAGAAGAAGCCUUCAAAACCCAGAAGGAAGAAGAAAGGGCAGACCAACAAAAAGACGAAGAAAUUCCUCUAAUAGAUAAAGAGAUGUUGGAGCCGCAAGGGACACUGACUGAGAGGGACUCAGAGGUCGGAGGCUUUGAGUGGAGGAUGCCGGUUGGCCUGACACUUGGGCAAGAGCCGGCGAUGCCAGAAGGGAGGUCACCAACAAAGGCCAUAGGAGUUGAAGUAGUCCUACCUAUAGCCCAGGGAGAGACCAUGGGGCAACAGGACGGUCAGGAGAGCGUGAGCCAGACCAUGGUUGAAACUGAGUCGAGGGUGGACUUGAAGGGACGUCAGGGAUCGGCUUUACCUCAGGAUCUACCUCUUGUGGCAGGGUUGCGGGACGCUUUGGGAUUUUGGGCCACUGGUUCGGGGCCAGAGGGACGUGUCGGCGGGCAGGUGAUGCAAGCAGAGGACAGAGCGCCAUGCCCCACUUCCCUAGAGGUCCCACAACAGGAGGUCACGAGUAAGAUCUCGACAGUCCCGUCAUCAGUACCCUCGCAGGAAGGAGACAAGAUGUCUCAGAAGAAGAUUGGCAAAUGCUUUUACUGCAAGAAGGGCAAAUAUCGAUCUGAUGACUGCCCCAAGAGCCUUAAGGAUGAGGCAAAUGGGUUGGUUACCAGAGAGUCAUCUGGAGUGUGGAGAGAUAAAAAUGAAAUUCUGGUUCCUAAGACUCGUGAUGGGGUGAGGCCGCAGUUGUAUAGGCAACUGCAGGAGAUCAUGAGUGAUCAGGAGUAGGAUUCUUUUAAUAAGGUUCGGAAAGGUCUGAGUCUAGUAUACGGAAG